CUACAAAUCACUUCCUGUUUGAGUGUAGAAGUUUAGCUCACAGACCUUGGACAAGUCUAAUAAGCAGUCCGGAAUAUAAAACGAAGAGGUACGUUUCUUUGGUUGCUUUAAAUUCUCUUUGGUAAAGAUUUAUUUCUCAUUCAAUGAGGGCUUUUUCUAGAAAUAAGACCUUUAGUGAAAGAGGUAAGGCGACUCAAGUAGCAUGUUGGUACAUGUAGUACAAGUAUCUUCAGUACCUUUCCGUCGCGUCUACCAACUCACGAGAAACAAAAGUACUGUACCGGUAUUUUUAUAAAAUGACGGAUUUAUUAUAGAUUCAGUGUUCGAAUACGAGUAAACACAACCAAGAGAGUAACCUGUUCCACAUCUCUUCGCGCCUUCCCACGAUCUGUACGCCUAGAACCCGGCCGGGGUAGUUUCGCAAACGAAGCACUCGAAAACGAAGACCGAAGCACGAAGCACCCAAAUCUCGAAAACGAAGAACCCUAGAUCGAAAGCGAAGCACCCUAGAUCGAAAACGAAGCACCCAAAACUCGAAAACGAAGACCCCUAAAUCUCGAAAACGAAGCACCCAAAACUCGAAAGCGAAGCACCCAAAACUCGAAAACGAAGCACCCUAGAUCGAAAACGAAGCACCCAAAAACUCGAAACCGGUCUGUCCUUUAUAAACACGAGACCAAUGCUAAUACAGCAGGAAUCAAGCACGAUAACGAAUUCUCCUGUUCCCCACCAUAGAGCCAGUGGUCCCAGGCUGUUAUCCUAGAACAAAUUCUGCCUGGAUCUGAUCUGAUCUGAUCACGCAGUGUCAUAGAUAUCCAAUAUGUUAGACUGCAAAACAAUCGGUUUUUUUUCUCAAAAUCAGUAAAGAAGUCGGUAAAACGUGGCGUAAGAGUAAUGCGCGCGAGCCUCACACUCCGUUUUCAGCCUCGUUUCAGACCUUUUGUGUUACUGCUCACGCGUACUUGAAUACGCCAAAAUCUGCUGACGCACAGUUUUGAAGUCUACAUAAACAUGUAUCUAUUUUCGAGUUUUGAGUGCUUCGUUUUCGAGAUUUAGGGGUCUUCGUUUUCAAGUUUUGGGUGCUUCGUUUUCAAGAUUUUGGGGUCUUCGUUUUCGAGAUAGGGUGCCCCGUUUUCGAGAUAGGGUGAUUCGUUUUCGAGUUUUGGGUGCUUCGUGCUUCGGUCUUCGUUUUCGAGUGCUUCGUUUUCGACACUACCACCUGGCCGGGGCGGCUGAAACAGGCUAAUGGUCCCGUUGCAUCGUAACGUAAAUGAUUGAACCAUUUUAACCAUGUUAAAGGUGCGGCACUUAUUUUAACUACAGUUAAAACACUGAGGGGAAUAUAGAGAGAACUCAGAGUUGUGCAAGAAAAAGGAUAACCCCCGAGGAUGUACUUUUCCAUUCAGAGCCCCCCUCCUGUCCUAACAAGGGUGGGUGUUUAUGUGUAAAUACCCAAAUUAGCGGCGCGGCACCUAUUCGAGAGCGGCACUUAUUAAAUUAUGUUUGGUAGGGGUACUGCACUUAUUCGAGUAGCGGCGCUUAAUUGAUCAUUUACGGUAUGCUCUUCUUGACAAAACCUAAUCCUCAAGAUUAUAUAUCACUUAUGGAUAGCCAUUAGACCGUUUUCAGUCCCCAAUUUUUCAGUAAGAUCGUUGAGAUGGAGCGCUUUGGGUUAUGAGAAGCCAUCUUGGAUGAGGGAGCAGGGAACGGUUUGGGAGGAUGCCAAACUGCCCCUCGCCCCUUAAGAAAGGAGGAUAUUACCAUCUUCUGUUUUACAGUAGUGUUGGAGGACAACAGUGUUUGAAGUUGCGAAAGACACGUACAUAUGUUGGCAUAUACACCAGCUCAGUAAGAUAUCUACCGGUCAUGUUAAUCACAGAUGUAAUUAUAUGUCGCGUGCCAAGUUUCAAGCAGCCAGAUUCUUUGAGAAGAAGAGAAAGUAGGUGGCAGGCCAGCGAAGCUCAAUGAGAAAAAGGGUGACAGAGGUCUAGAGCGAGAGAUAAAAAACAGCGGAGACAUUUUUUUGUUGGAAGAACAACAUGAAAAUUUUGCAGUGGCGGUGACAAAAUGGGAAAUGCUAGUGGCCACCAUAUGCAAAGUGAAAAUGAGCAGCAGUGAAAAAAAAAGUGAACGAGAACAGGUACAACAUUUCCUCCAUAAAACGUGUAACUAAGAAGUUUCUGGAAGUUUCACGUUGUAGUCGUGCAAAACAACAGCAAAGAAAUGUACAAAAAAAAAUGUCCUGCACUUUCAAAGUCGCUUUUUUUGCUAAUUAGACCUAUAGUGUUGUUUUUCACUGUUCUCCAGUGUUGCCUUUGCCGCUUCGCAUUACAGGAUUUUAUAUUUUGUUUGAACAAACUAUAAAUAUUAUUGAGAGCUUUGCUUUUAGCCCUGGCUAAAUCUAUAUUUUAUUGUGAGGAGAUCCAAAAUACAGAUGUUCUUUUCGAAUAUUAAAUUAGAUCAAAACUAGGAGGCCAGCAAUAAUAAAUUUUGUUAUGUUUGACUUAAGACACAGCUGUGUUUAUAAUGUAUUGUUGCUCAUGGUGUAUAGGCUGAAUGGCUGUCCUCAGUCUGUUGAAAAGAUAUUCUUGACAUGCAUUGUACAGUUCGUGUAACUGUAGUUGCUGCAUAUUGUUGUAUUGAAGAAGAUAAUUGUACUGUAAGCUGCAAGUGUUGCCUGAUCUCCUCAUCACUUUUUGAAGCAUCGGCAGUAGGUGUUCCCUCUCUUCAUUGGCUUCAAUUACAGUGUAAUCGUAGUAUUUUGUCACUACAUGUACCUCUGUAUAUGUUUGUGAUCGAGCAGGCGCUGUGUUCGCAGCUUCGCAGCUUCUUGUUGUGGUGGUCUUCUCCGCUCGCAAUGAAUUUUAGUUGGCAUUUUUGAGAGCUAGAGCAGUUUUGGUGGAAAAUCUUUUCCACAGACUUGUUGUGCUUGUUGUUCUGUGUCAUUUGCAUGGGAAAUUGCUUGUGAUAUUCACCGACCGUAAACAUUGUUUCACAGACGAUGAAUAAGCACAUCAGCCCUUCAUGAAUACAACAUGAAAGUGUGCCUUGGUAAUCGGCAACAAGUCUAUGUUGCGUGGAAACACAAAAUACUCCAUGACGUAACGCUACAUAUAUCAUGACGUCAUUGUCGGACACCAAGCAUAUAUUCAUAGUAAGAGAGAUUGAUGGGGCAUCCAAUUUUGCAGCUGACUAAGACCAUGCAUGAUUCACAUGUUGCGUGCGACGAGAUUAUAAACUCGCUUUGUGAUAAUUAUUUAUUUCAUUGCGGACCCCUGCAACAAGGCCAGUUUAUCAGCUUUUAUCUACAUGCAGAGUUUGGUAAGCAAAAUGUUAGACUUGAGAAGGGCAACUAUAGCUACCUCAUGAAAUUCUAUUGUACAAGUGAUACAGUUUAUGCGGAGUUUAAUGGUUAUGGACUAUUUUGUGUAUCUCUCUUGUGCGCCCUUGUUUUUUUCUCUGCGGCAACACUUUGAAAUGAGUCAAACACUGGGAUUCAGCCGUUGAUAAUAUAGUUAUUGACCACUUAUGCUUGACAGAAAGAUGGUAAUCCUCCUUUCCUCUAAGUAGUUUUGAUGCCCAUCCAAGAUGGUUUCCUGGCCUGCGCCGUAAUACAAAGGGCUCGAUCUUGACGAUUAGGAAACAAUGGUCUGCAUUGUGUACAAAUAUGUAGUGUGAAUUUAUGUGGUCAUAAUAAUAGCAAGGGUUUGUUUGGUCACUGCUUUUUUGUCUGUUGUUAUUGUUGGAAUGCUUUUUUCUAUUUUCUGUAUAACAAAGAGAGUUUGAUUGGGCUUAUCUGUUUCUGUGAAUAGCCUCUCCAUCUACGGUGUCUCUUUAAAACUUUUCUUAAGAGGAAUAGGCCACUUCAAAGAAUACCAUAGUAUUCUCAAAAUUGUCAUUUGGGUAGUACUUCAUGUAAACCUUACUUUUGCAUUAUCUUUUGGCAUGAUUUGCACAUGCAAUGCAGGUCAGUUUGUUAAAAAUUUGCAUACUCAGCGUAUUUCCCAUGCAAGGGCAAAGUAUACUUUAUUAAUUUUGUCUUUCAUUACAUUCAGGGGUUCGGCAACAACAGAAUUAAGUUGGAAGUUCUCUUUAAUCAGAGAAAAAUGCAAGGUGCUAGAUGUGCAAAUGCAACACUCCUUUUCAUACUCUGAAUUCUAUUUUAGAAACUGGUAAUUGCACUUGCAUUUCAUGCAAAGAACAAAAGAUAAUGUGAACUUUAGGUUUACAUGAAGCUCUAAACAAACGGCGAUUUGAGAAUAUUAUGGUAUAUUUCACAGUGGCCUAUUGGCUCUGAGUAGCCAGUGCUUUACCUUUGCCUUUGAUGAUGCCAUUACCCCCAGCUCUUGGGUGGCAAGAUGAGAAUUGUAUAUUAGGAGGGAGCUUAAGCAACUACGACGAUGACCACAAUGACAACUUCAAAAAAAACAAUAGGUUUAAUGAUCAAAACAACAGCUCUGCACAUGCAGCACGAUUUUUAGUACAUUUUUUUGACGUCCACUGUACAACUUUGAAGUGAAACCUCCCAAUGCGAUGUUUUAUGGAGGACCUCGUCCUCGGAGACCCAGGGGCAGUCAGUCGGGUCAGGGGAAAAAAGUGAGAUGAAAGUUUUCAAGUAUGGGCGAAAGAGCCCCUGAGUACCGACUCUCACUGAGCUAUUUCCAAAAAUUUAAGCGGAUGCCGGCUCCUGAUUGGGCACAAAAAAUGCUUUGUAUUAUUGUGCCCAAUCGGCAAACAGUUUCUCCUGAGUUCUUUUUGUGAGUUCGUACACAACGGCUAAGUGUCUCGAUCACGGCUUGUCUGGCUCAUGCACCACAGAAGUUCACACAGUCAGGAAACUUUCAGUUUGAUAUAAAAUCCCCAUCUGAUUUCAAAAUACUGUCUGCCCGAAAACUAAAGACGCUUUUCCAAUAAUACAAGCUUGAGCUUACAACAGGUAUUCACACUUGCAUCUGUCACGUCUUGUGUAAAUAUUAGGGAGUUUUUAAAAGAUACCACGACGACUGACAACCACAAAAACAUUGCAUGGAAAAUGGAAUUCACACUUUUUCAGUUUCUAUCGUGAUUAUUCCAAUUAACUCACUUACUUUAAUUUGUCAAAUGCAAGCAAACUCUUCUAGAGCUGAAUUUCUAUCAACCAUAUCCAAGUUCAUGAAGAGAAUGAAUUUUGUCAUUGCUUGUUUACGUCCCUCACAAAACAUGUCUGAUUAGGCAUUUUCAUGGGUAGUCAUGCAGUUGACCGCAAAGAAAUGUACAGAAACGUGUGAUGCAUGGCAAAGCUUUUUUUUGCCUUACUCAAGCUAUUUCUUAUUUGACUUUCUUCUCCCGACCAGACUGACUGCCCCUGGGUCUCCGAGGAGGGGAGGACGUGGACAUAUGACAACAAAACUCCUUCCUCUUUUUGAACCAGAUUAAAUUCCUUAAGAAUUCAACUCCAGGAAACAUCGUGGGCAUUUGGCAUAUUGAGCAGCUACAAAUAGAUGCGAUUAAGUUUGAAAGAAUGCAAAUUCAUUUUUUUACUGACGUUUUCACUGCUGUCAUUGUCGUCCUUGCUUAAGAUCCCUAGUGUCAUUUAUUUGUAAUCAUGAUUCUGACCUCAUAUUACUAAAGUAAAUCUAUUAUCGAUCUAACAUAGUUUGUCGAUAGUUUAUUGGGGCAUUUCAAAAGCUGCAGUUCUUGAAGCCUUUUUUGGACUUGACCAAGAUGGGCCGGAAGCAUUUUUUACUUCUGAGUUCAGAAUUAAAUGGUCACUGAUGCGAUUCUGUUGCUCUUUUUUUGGGAAUUUUUUUUUCUAAUUUCAUAUUUUUCGACAGACAAUUUCACCUUUUUCACUUUUCAGAUAGCAAUACCUAUAUAUUUAGGUACCUAAAUUUCACAUCAUUAAUUUUCUUUGCACUUUGGUGGGCUAGAAAUAAGUUUGGUGUGAUUUUCUCCUUUGUUUUAACACAGUUUUCACUUUCACUUGUCGCUUACGCAGGCCUGCUGAGGGGGUCUUUUUUAAAUUUUAUUAUUCACAAGCGUUUUAAUUCACAGAGCUGAAACUUCCGUUCUAGUUAAAAGAAUCACAGCUCUUUCAUGUCAUUUUAUGUUAUGUUAUCAAUUAUUUUAAUUUUGCGACAUACAUGUACCAGAAUGGACUUUUUGCAGUUAAAGUUGGGCUUUAUUUCGAUGGACAAAACAGCACACAAUCAAUUAAGGUGUAAACAAUGAAAGCCAAAAACUUUAUUAUAAUUUAAGUUAUUUUGCGAGACAUUAAAUUAUUUUAUUGCAGCCUUUAAGCUUUGAGUAAUUGGUAAAUACAUGUGCAAUAUAUAUCAAGUCAAUAUAUAGGAGCUUUUGCACGCUUGUACUACUGCUGGAAGAUUGUUGAAAUUUACAGCAUUUUCACGAAUAAGAAAAAGUAUUUUUAUGGAGUUUUGGAACUUUUUUUCCGUUCUAAAAAUUCAAAUUUUGAAAUUUGCAGCAUUUUCUUGAGUAAAAAAGUGUAUUUUUAUGGCGUUUUGGAACUUUUCCAAAUUUCUCAAAAUGUUAAGCACUUGGGGAUUGUUCUUAAUAUCAUUUCUUGAAAUAGUUCACCUAAAAACAACUCCAUAAAAAUACAAAAUACAAAAAUACAAAAAUGCUGCAAAUUUCAAAAUUCGAAUUUUUAGAACUGAUUUGAGAUUCUCAAUAUUUUCCGACGUUGGCUCUUAAGACCUCAUGACUUAGCAUUUUGGUCUGAGCAGUGACUGCAGGACACAUGAACAGGUUUUCUUGCCUUCGACCGAAACUAGAACAGCAGUCACUUAUCCCAUAUUUUUAAUUGUAUUUCUUUUCCACUAUUUUCUGUCUUGUAUUUUAAUGAGAGCAUACAUUGUAUAUUUGAUAUUUUAAGAAGUGCACGGUUUCACCCCCAAAUUCCCUUCCCUAAUUCCCUUUUAAACUCCAGCCACACAGGCUACCUCUCAAUAAAUGGUGCAUCUCCUGGUAACUUUCUCACACAUAAGUUUCACGGUAAUGUGCAAUGUAAACUAUAUGAUGUGAGGAAGAUGAGUUUUUUUUUUCUGAAAGGCCGUUAAUUAUUACAUGCAUAGUUGAUACAUUUUUUAACCGUUUUUUCUACCUCUAGUUUCAAAAACUCUUGCUAAAAGAAAACUCUCUCUUUCAUUGCUAUGAUGAUAUAUACCUGUAGGUGGAAAACAAUAAAAAUCUCAAAGAGGAAACAGAACAACAUUCUAUUCCUGUGUUGACUAGAAAUUGAAGUCCUUCGUUUUCAUGCCCUCUGCUACACCUACAACUUCGUCUACAAAAGAGACAACUAAUUAUGCCAGAUUAUGCCGUGUUCUUGUUGAUAAGGGCACUUGUGCCCUCAGGGACUGCUUUGAUACCAUCUGUUCACCACCAACUCUUCACACGGUUUUGACAGUCAGUCAACCUACAUUGCAGUCUCUUAGAUCACGAAGAAUUAUCAACGCAACACAAUGGGGAAAACUUUUUCCCGCAGUCCCUGCUUCAGUAUCUUCAAGAGAUUUUGAUAUCACCUUACUUAUGAUUCUCUUAAGAAACAUAUGUGGUCUGGCUCCACCACUUGCGGGAUGGGACGCCCUGCCUGCAGCCACGGAAAUCAGCCGUGAAGCAGAUAUUGCACGUAUCAAAUACCUCAGAAAUAGCAUUUAUGCUCAUGCUGAUCACGCUUCUGUCGAUGAUGCAACAUUCGACACACACUGGAAGGAAAUUCGAGACACUCCAGUACGGCUAGGAGGAACUACAUACAAGGUAAAGUAGACCCAUUAAAUACAAUAGCAUGCUAAUGGGGACAGACAAGAAAUUUAGGACAAAAAAAAUCAGGCACAAGAAAGGACGUAAAAACAAUUUAAGCAAGCUCUGUUAAUGCUCAUUGGAUUUGCAUAUGAACAGGUAAUUUAAAAUAAAAGAAAAAAUGGAGAGUUUUACAUUGUAUGUAGACGUUAUUAUAAAUCUGCAAUGAAGACAUUUCAGGACCAUUUUAAUCAGUUAAUCAGACAAGGAUCGUGCAUUCAGCACUCAUGAUAACACCCCCACUACAAAAAAAACCUAGCUACAGCCCUGUUAGCGGUAUUAAUAUGACGUCAUCUAGGAGAGGCACCAACCACAGCCACCCCACAUGGCUUAAUUCAUGCUCUCAAGAUUUGUUUAUCUCAAUGCACUAUUGCUUCGAAUUAAAACUUGAUUUGGUUAUUAAAUUAUACAGAUUACGAUCAAAAAAAUAAAAAAAGCAGUAGACCUGGUGUAUUUGUCUAUUUCAAGGUCGCUAUUGACAACCUGGAAUUUUGCUGCAUGGAUCCCGAUAUGGAGGACCAUUACAGAGACCUCCUACAUCAGUGGAAAAAUGAUGAAGACAGCAUAAAAGAUGAAUUGAAAGAAAUUGGCACCACCGUAAAAAACCUGACAAAGAAGCUUGAUCACUUGGUGGCAUCAACGGGGACUCUUGUGGAACAAUCAAGUGAUGAAGAUGGUGAGUAUAUAGAGAAUGUGAAUGAAAAAUUUGUAUUUGAAGCUAUCUAAAACUGAUGAUGUGAUAUAAACCUGAAACCUGGGGGGGUGGUGUUGGGGGUUGGUGGGGUUACUCCCCUUAUAUUAUGCCAUAUAGGUAUCUACUGCCCUAAAGAGUAUUGGUUUUUGUUCCUUUUUGGUUUGAAAACAGGUAUUACACUGUCCCCAUUUUGAUCUGGAAUCAGGUGUGGUUUUCGAGGAAGCAUACGCUGUAUGAAAGUAUUUAUCAUCUCAAUUUCAAAUGAAAAGAAAGAAAUACUGAGAAAUAUGCAAGUUCAAAAUGCAUUUCAAGAAAUUCUUUGUUUGCGCUCUGUUCUAAGCAAUUAUGACAUAAUUUUUGUCCAAAGGCCAGGUCGGAAAACGGGUGUGAGAAAUGACAUUUUUUGGUCUGAAAGAGGGUCAGGAGAACCAUGCAGCACACCCCCACCAAGAAUUCCCAAACCUCGCCCCCAGGACUGAAACCAUACCAGGUAUUAAAAACUAGUUGUUGUUGUUGUUGUUUUUUCACUCAUGUUAAGAACAAAUGUCGCUAAAGAUUGAGCAAAAUUGGAACUUGGUCAAACAAAACCUACCCUCAUACUUUCUGUGUAUAGUUAGUACUUCAGAUGACACUACUCAUUGUGGAAUUUGAUACAUUUUUGCAUGCCAAUCAAAUGAUAAUGUAUACCCAAAAGAGUUAUUAAUUUUUGCAACUUUUGCUCGCCACUAUCUCUUUAUUAAAUAACGUUACUGGGGCGUGCGUUAAGCAAGAAUGUUUUUAACGGUUCCUAUAGUAUUCCUUUACAUUUUACAGUCAGUUAUUGAGCAGAUUAAUGAUUUAUGGUUUACAAAAAUGGGCAUUGUGUGGUUAGUGGUUAAUUUAUGCAAAUUACUGCCCCCAAUAUAACUUGGCAGGAAAAUCUAAUAUGAUGUUUUUGAGCAAAAUAAAUCAUUUCAAAUGGAUGUUUAACAAAUAACUGACACAUAAUUAACAUACACCAUUAACAAAGCAAUCAAUGCGAGAAACAUUUCAGAGCCAAAGUCAAAUCACACAAGUCACCAUACAAUAAUGCAUGUCGUCGCAUGCAGAUCCCUUUUCUCAUCUUCAGUGCAUAUCUACAAAGUUUCCUUAAUUCACAUCCCUGCCAAAUUACUGUUAGCUGCUUACGAUGGGCAGAAACGUAUUUUUCCUCACCUUGCGUGAAAACGGUAUUCUGUUGGAUUCUCUUACAUGUCAACACCAUGUCUCAAGGUAAUGUAUCUUAGUCAUGCAGUGUGUCAUGUCAUAAGUGCCACAUUGAUUUUCCAGUUCUUCCAGUCCUCAAAAUAUGAAUGCUAGAAUCUUCAUGAAUUUGUGUAAGUUUUAUUAAGUAUAAUGUCAGAAAAACAGUGUUCUGUUUGCGGGGCAGCUGCUGAUCAAAAAGUUUUAAAGCGGACUUGUCUUCCUGAAUUUGUAAUGAUUCCUUGCUCCUAUACGUAGAACAAGGCGAAAUUGAAUUAUCGCCAUUUAUGAUCAUCGGCCUGAAGGAGUUGAUGAUCUUGAAGUCUGAGUCAGAUUUUUUAGAUAACAUUUUUUUGUGGCACUUUUGUGUUUCGUGUCAUGCAAUUUAAGGUGAGAGACAAAGUCGCUAAAGUAGCAUUAUAUUUACAGGCUGUGCAUUGGGGGAAAAAGAAAAAAAUCGGUGUGUGUGAAAACAAAUUGGCAAGGGAAGCGAACCGAGAGGUAAUCUGGGGAGGGGACAUGGUGGCGCCCUUCAAGCCACCCCCCUCCUCCCCCUAGACCACUGCUGGGUUCUCUUCGCUUGCCGAUAUUUUGCCUAUUUUGCCUUUUUCCCCACUGCAGAGCCUGAUAUUUACAUUAUAAUUAUUCUAACUUUGUGGGAUUUAAUUUGAUGCAGGGGGCCAGUCACACAAUACGAUUUAUGCUCUACAUUGUUUCAUGCUUGGUAUCUACUGUAUGACUAUGAGCCGGUCCUGUAAGGGGAGGCGGGUUUUGCCAAAUCCCUGGCACAAGAGAUUGCGGCACAUAAACAAUUUGUGCAAAAGGAGACUGGGAACUAUUAAAAUGCUCCACUUGCCAAGCAGAUAUUUUUUAUGACCACUGCACCAAAGUCUUUUCUCAAGUAUCCUACAAGCUUUAUUGUUAAAGUCAAUUUAAUUGAGGAGCACAAAACAAUUAUGAAAUGCUGAAGAUUUACCUUUUUACAUACCAUUUUUAACAGAAAAUUACCCCCUCUGUAUAUCUUUCUAUUGACAAAUGGUACCCCUUUCACAUGCCUAGUUUAGAACUUUGCAUCCCUCUUAACGGCUGUAAAUGCACUGUCUUUAAAAUAUGAAUAAAUCACAAAACCAGAACAUUAAGUUCUCAACGUUUUUCACAGCCAUGAAAUGCAUCUGUUAGCCGUUUUUUGGCUUUUUUAGCAACCGAAAUGGCAGUGCUCCGUACCCGUUCAUAUACUUGGAGCCUGAAAGUGGUACCCCUUUCGGGUGGAGCCUCACCAUAUAGGACAUUUUAGGGAGUAAUGUCCGAUUCAAACAGGUCAAACAAUGCUCAAUUAACACUUUCACAGGGGUCUAAGUCUACAUAAAAUGGGGCUCACUGUUUUUCGGACGUCAUACUUAAUAAACCUUUCAUGAAUUCUGGAAGAUUUUAAUAUUUGUACAGUAGACAAAAGAAGUGUUACCCCUUAUGCAGACUGUCUGCAUGGGAGGCUAAAAGAAGUACAGAUACUGUAUUAUACAGAAAUCAUGGUAAUAGUCUCAAAGGUAGUGCUUAUGAUGUGACAUUGCAUGACUAAGAUACAUUACCUGAUCACAGCCACCUGGAAAAUUGCUCCAGACAAUCCGACAGAACACCAUUUUCUACAUCUUCUUCUGCAGUGAAGAAAAUUAUGUCAGUCUUUCAAUAACCAGCUGCAGUAAUUUGACAGGUUGUCAAAAUGAAAGAAACCUUAGGGGUGUGCAUUGAAGAUGAAAGAUGGAGAGUCAAUGCAACGACAUGCAUGGAUAAGACCUAACCGUGACUUGUGUGUGAUUUGACUUUGGCUCUUAAAUGUUUCUUGUAAUCGAUUGCUUUCUUAAUGGUAUGUAAUGUGUCUGUUAUCUAUGAAUAAUUCCAUUGAUUCAUUUUGUUGGAAAACGUCAUAUUUAAUAACUGACUGUAAAAUGUAAAAGAGUACGAUCGAUAGGAACCAUCCAACAUUCUUGUUUAACAUGGCCCCAGUAACAUUAUUUAAUAGAAAGAUGGCAGCAAGCAAAAGUUGCAUCAGUAAAAUUACUAUUUUGUCUCAGGUAUACAUUUUCAUUUCAUUGGCUUGUAAAAAUUGUUUCCAAAGAGCAUGGGCCUUGAAAAGUCCUUGAAAAUUGAAAAGUUGUGGGAUACCCUUGAAAAGUCCUUGAAUAUUUUUGAAAGCUUCUUGAAUAAAAAUGACCUUUGUUAAAAAAAGGUUUUUGUGCAAAGGAAGGAUUGAAAGGAGAGCCGUGCACACAUUUUCUUGGUGAUCAUGAAAGUAUGUUUUCCUAUGAUUUCAAUGUUCCCGGCAUGGUUCUUUUUCCGUUAUUUGAAGGACCUUAGGCACGGUACCUUCCUGGGGGAAAGUAUUGCAAUGAGCAGAAUUCCCUCCACCUACAAAUUUGAAAGGUGUCUACUUCAUGUCAUUCUAUGUCAAAUUAAAGGGAAAAGAAGUCUUUCGGCCUUGAAAAGUCCUGAAAUAUUUACAUCCUGUUUCAAUUUUGAUCUAAAUCAGGGUGCUAGUGAGAAAAAAAUGUCUAUUUUUCAGCCCCGUCAAAAAAUAUCCCCCUCCCCUUGUAAAUGACAUUGAACUGGGGCCAUCAGGAGGCCCGCGAUAAAAACUGAUAAAAUUUUUAUUGAGAGGAAGGGUGAUAUUUUGCUAUAAUGCAAACCGAUUUUUAGCUGUUUGUCAGCUUUCUGAACUAUUUACCUAACAAAACUGCAUUUUUCAAGGAAAAAAAUUGUCCAAAAAAGUGCAAUUUUUGGCCCAAACCUCCCCUGAUGCCCAGUACAGGUUUUUGUUAGAAGUCAAACAAAUGCCACAGUGAGUAGUUUCAUCUGAAGUACUAACUACACACAAAGUAUGAGGGAAGGUUUUGACUGACCAUUUCUAAUUUUGCUCAAUCCUUCGUUCUUAAAAAGUGCCCUCCCCCUCGCCACCUCCAGCUGUACCCUCUGCAUGGUCCCAGUUCCCUAUGAAGGUAGUGUACCAUGCCCGCUGUUACAGCCAAUGAAUGGAUAUACAAAUUGGUCCUUUCAACUCCUCCCUAAAGAAAGAAGGAAAAAAGAAAGGCAAGUCCGAACAACAUUCCCGGCGCUGUAGGCCUACCUUACACCAAACCUUGAGGCUUCUUUAAACCUUUAAAUCAGGUAUAAACAUAACCUCAGGAAAAGCUUUUAAGUGUUAUAAUGUGUCUCAAGCCCAAGCGCCUUGAGCUUGUCUGCUGCUCCUUUCCGGUUAAGGCUUACGGCACAAAAACUCAAGCAGAGGCUCAAGCACGAGAUAAUUUAUCGAUUAUUAGUUUCUUUUUCUUUUGUUUAUAUAUUUAUGCGUUAUUACGUAGUGCGUAUAUAUCGGCACGAGACAAGCAUAACCACAAGCGUCAAAACCAUAGAUCUCUUUGCGGAACUUCGCUUUUCCCACCACUAUCUGAUUUUGGACUGGAUUCCUCUUAUAAAUUCCUUGGCACCAACACAAGUAUCGUCAAAAUUUAAUACUUUUGCGCCUGUUUGUCGUAUCUUAUGUUUACGCUUAUGCUUACCAUUCCUGUAGACAUCGUUGUGAUUUAAUUGCUUUCGCUUGCUUCCCGUCCUACUUGCGAACGAAUUUUUUGGCUGGCCUGAUUUGUGAUGAUGCAGCUCCACUUUUGCUUCUGGAAUCCGGAAUCCAGGGCUUUGGAAUCUGGGGUCCAGUUUCCACAGACACGAAUCCGGAAUCCAGAACCCAAGACUGUCUUGGAUUCCCUUGCAUGGGGCGACUCUCAAUGUAACUCGCAUAGCGCGAAAAUGCACCAUACUCUUUCCGUAGCUUCCUCUACAUUUUAUUGUAUAUGCAGUUCCUUUGUCAAGCAUGAAUCACUAACCCACUUUUAUUACGUUUACCACAAGGCAAUGGCCCCAAAAAGGAGGAGUUAUUGGCCACAACUUUCAUAUGCGGAGAGAAAUUUCACGAAAAUGAACUUCUGACGUUUUUCUGUACACAGUGCAAGGUGUGUAUUUGUGAUAAGUGUAGACAAACUCGUCACAAUCAUCACACCACGGUGGAUAUCCACCAAGCCGCAGAAGAGCACAAAGUUGAUAUAGAGGAAAUUGUAGAGGAAAUGAAAAGAGAAAUUGCUUAUCACACGGAGCGUGUGGAAAGAACAAAGGAAUCCUUGAGAAGAAGCAGAGAGAGGAUAGCCACAGCACGCAAGAAAGUAGUGAAAUGUGUUCAAGAUCUUACGCGACUACUACAUGAACAUGAAAAAACUAUGAUAGCCAGUUUAGAUGCCAUUGAUGGAAAAGAACAAAGAGAGCACGCAGCACAACUGGACCAUUUCGAAAUUUCUAGGAAUCAAUUACAAGAGCAUGUCGAGUUGUGCGAAGUUAUCUUACAGAGGAAGAGAAGCGCUGAAAUUCUGCAAGCGCAACAUGUUCUUAUUGGGCGGUCGAAAGGUCUUCUAAAUGCGGAGAAAGUGAACAUUUAUAAUCCACCGCACGUGAGAUACGAAAAAUGUAAAGACCAAGUGGAGAAUGUGAGAAGCGCAGUUCCGAAGGUAGGUCGAAUUGUUGUUAGUAAAACAGAUCCUUUGCAGUCGGUAGCUGAAGGGAAAGCGUUCCAUGAAGGAGACGUCGGGAGUGACGCCACCUUCAUAGUAAAGACAAAAGAUGCUGGAGGAAACCAGUGCUACGAUAAAAACGAUGAGGUCUACAUUACAGUUCGAUCACCCACAGGAAAAGAAGGAUACGGCCGCUUUGUUUCAGUCAAUGAAAAUGGCGAAUAUGAGUUCACUUUCACUCCUGAAUGGGUUGGACAACAUGAAGUCACGAUUGUGGUUAACGGUGAUCCGCUGGCUGGUAGUCCAUGGCGUGUUCAUGUAACUUCGCAUCGUUACAAACCGAUAUUUUCCUUUGGUUCAUAUGGCAAAGGGCGAGGACAGCUGAAAUGUCCCUGCUCUAUUGCAGUAACAGAGUUUUAUGUUGCAGUGGCCGACAUGAAAAGGGUACAGCUAUUUAACAAAGCUGGAACGUAUCUGAGAGAAAUUAUUCCCAACAAAGUACCAUUAUCAGUGGCAUUCAUCACGUCAUAUGAUCUUAUUGUCGUUUCUUCUGAAACGAUUUUUAGUUUCAGUAUACUGCGUGACAAAUCUGUAAGAAAAUUCACCAACAAAUACCUAACGUUACCACGGCACAUGACAAUUACACGUCGUUAUAAUCAAAUGGUGGUGUGUGAUGAGGGUGACCGUACAGUCAAGGUACUGUCCUCUUAUGGGGAGCAGCUGCUACUAACCAUUAGUGACCCUGACCGUCGCCUUCCACGCUGUGCAGUGGGUCAUCAGAAUAGGCUUUUUGUUUCCUAUGUUGAUGUAAAUAAUGUUUACGUGUUCAAUGAUAAUGGCGUGUUUCUGUACAGCAUCGGCACUUCAGAGACUGGUGACGAACUACUGAAUUCUCCUGUUAGUCUUGCAGUUGACAGGUUUAAUAACCUGGUGGUGUGUGAUCAGAAGGCAGGGCUACAGAUAUUUACUGUUGACGGAAAAUGUUUAAGCAAAAUAGAAAGACUGCAUUCUGGGUUUAAUUCACCUAAUUCAGUUGCUGUUUCAAGUGAUGGCCAGCUUUUUGUUACUGAUAAAAAUGAAAACUGUGUGCAUGUUUUCAAGUGA
Molecule: messenger RNA, 15363 nt
Organism: Porites lobata
Lineage: Eukaryota; Metazoa; Cnidaria; Anthozoa; Scleractinia; Poritidae
Source: the annotation of a GenBank genome assembly